GGUUUUAUUUAGUUUAGAGUUUUACGCUUCACAGGUUGGAUCGUCGUCUACGUCGUCAGCUCGUCACGGAUUUGAUUCGAUUUUAAACUGCUACAGCCCAGCCUAACAAGCAACCAGCAGAGGCCAAUUAGGUGAUACGUCAAGCAUUUAGUCAUCCGAAUUCCACAACCAGUGGCGCAUAAUUCCGAGUUUUGUUAACUGAAUCAGUAUUGUUCGAGAACAAUGUCCUGGUAUUAUACGCCCAAGCCAACCGUGGUCCCAGCGGUGAACUUCGAUGCGUCGGCCGACGCCAAUGCUCUGAGGGCCGCCAUGAAGGGCUUCGGAACCGAUGAUCAAGCCAUCAUCGACAUUCUGUGUGCCCGAAGCAAUGGCCAGCGGUUGCAAAUUCUCGAGACGUACAACAACGAACUGGGACGGGAUCUUAUCGAAGAUCUCAAAUCCGAGCUCGGUGGCAAAUUCGAGGAUGUCAUCGUUGCCCUGAUGAUGCCACCGGAGAAAUAUCUUUGCAAACAGCUGCACAAGGCCAUGGACGGAAUCGGUACCAACGAGGGUGCUCUGAUCGAGAUUCUUGCUCCACAAACGAAUGAAGAGAUCAAGAAAAUCGUCGAUUGCUACGAAGAGAUGUACGAUCGUCCCUUGGCUGAACAUUUGUGCAGCGAAACGGACGGUAGCUUCCGACGGCUGCUAACGAUGAUCAUUGUCGGAGCAAGAGAUCCCCAAGGAACGGUUGAUGCGGAUUUGGCCAUAGAACAGGCUAAUCAGCUGUACAACGCCGGUGAAGGCAAAUUUGGUACCGACGAGGAGGUUUUCUACAAAAUCCUGGCUCACGCCAGCUUCGAUCAACUGGAAAUAGUUUUCGAAGAAUACAAGAAAUUAUCCGGUCGAACCAUCGAGCAGUCCUUGAAGGAUGAACUGAGCGGAGAGUUGUACGAUGCGCUCAGUGCCAUUGUGGAAUGCGUCCAGAUGGCACCGCAUUACUUCGCGAAACGUUUGCACAAGGCAAUGGACGGCGUUGGAACGGAUGACGCAAGUAUGAUUCGCAUCAUUGUUUCACGCUCGGAGCUGGAUCUUCAGAACGUCAAGGACGAAUACGAGCAAAUGUACAACAAGACGCUGCUGAGUGCCGUACGGGGUGAGUGCUCCGGCGACUACAAGCACGCUCUCUGUGCUCUACUCGGAGAAGCCUAAACGGACGAAUGAAGUAAUCUACCCUUUACCGGAUAUGUAAUCAUGCAUGAUGGUGUCGAAUACGAACGUUUUACCCGUUUUAAAUUAGGAUCGAUACAUAGUUUUAUUGAUAUACUCUACUAAUGAUGUGAAAACAACAUUGUAUCCAUGUUGCACAAACAACGCAGUAACGCGCACCUUUUAUUAUUAAUGUGUUAUUUUCUUUUGACUAAUCAGACAUCAGGAUAUUAGAAGGAAACAGCAUUUUAGUUACAAUAAUCCCGAUAAACAGUUCGAAUUGAUUUGAACAUCGUAUUGAAACGAAUCUCAGUUGUAGCAGUGGAAAUUAUUCUCAGUGUGCAAUGGCAAAAAUGGUGCCCAAAACGGAAAUAUUAGGCGGCCUUAGCAAAGAAAAGAAAAAAACAAAAGCUUAUCGCAUCGGUCAAACCUAUAAAUUAUUUACCUAGCUGCUUCACUAUUCGUCAAUGUAACGUGACGUUGAAUAAAUUAUUCAUUGAAAAAGCGACGCUUUCGCUUUGAGUGGA
Molecule: messenger RNA, 1712 nt
Organism: Ochlerotatus camptorhynchus
Lineage: Eukaryota; Metazoa; Arthropoda; Insecta; Diptera; Culicidae
Product: annexin B10-like
Exons: 4
Coding region: 223-1188 (321 amino acids)
Cellular component (GO): cytoplasm
Molecular function (GO): calcium-dependent phospholipid binding; calcium ion binding
Source: RefSeq, a predicted model, not a curated record